Exophiala mesophila is the source of this 2007-nucleotide messenger RNA. RefSeq lists its product as uncharacterized. Bases 320 to 1636 code for a protein of 438 amino acids. The transcript is spliced from 2 exons. Lineage: Eukaryota; Fungi; Ascomycota; Eurotiomycetes; Chaetothyriales; Herpotrichiellaceae. The record is from RefSeq and is a predicted model, not a curated record.
CCAAUCCCUUCUUCAUCCUCCUAACAUCUCAGAUCCGCUUCUAUCCUCACUCUCCGCAAUUACCUUUCUUUUCUUGCCUCUUGCGUCUAUUGAGCAUUCAUCUUGCAGAACAUGCGAUUCUUGUCCAUGUUCUAGCGUUGUAUUAUCCCAUCUAUUGACCUCGUCGCCCACGCGGUAGUCUCACCCAUCCCCAUCAUCGACACCCGCUUGAAGCGGUCAGGACGCGCGUGAGGGCAAAAACCUAUCCCGCAUUCAACUUUACUUUGUGAUUCACAUCUCGCCUUUCACACCUAAAUCAUACUCCUAGGCUGCUGUCACCAUGGCCUCGACACCCCCCGCCCAGUUUCUCUCUACUCCUGCAACACCCCCGAGUCCCUUGCACGGCGCCAGAUACGAUCUGUCAUCAGUGCCUACUCUGCGUCGCUCAACUCGCACAGCCACUCGAAACUCCUCAGCGGCACAGCGCAAGACCCCAGAUCCGCCUCAACAUUCACAAGGCUCCCGCCCCCUUCUGCGCACUCCCAAACCGGCGAAACAGACCAAAGUCCCAGCUGUACUGCCCGACCCAUCCCUUCACUCUCCUGCAGCCACACCAAACCCUCGCACCAGUCGUCGCGUUCAGGUGUCUUCGCCUCCUUCUCCAGAAUCUCAUUAUCGGCCACCACCUCGUCAAAAGCACUCCAAUACCUCCCACCUUCAAUCACUCACCUCGGCGUCCACCAUCAUCUCUAAUGGGAUGCUACCAACCCCAGUAAAAACUCCACGGAAGAAGACCAUCUCUAACACCCAAGACACUGCCAGAAUGCUUUUCCAAGACAGUAUGGACCCAGUCGAUCUCACCCCACCUCAACCAACCCCACGCCGACCACGGAGGAAUAAGCGCCACAAUGGUUUCACUCUAGAAAGCUUCUCGGCCCAGGACGAUAUCUCUGAUGGUCAUGUCCAGAUCUAUACCGACUCCCGAGAUCGUGUUCCAGAAGUCGACCACAGUGCCUCCAACCCGUUUCUCGAGACAAGAUCGAGUCGGAGGACAUCAUCUCAGACAGUUCCAGGGACCGUUAAGCGACGCAAAGUCAGCGGCGAAUCGCGGGUGGACGCUCAGGUGCAGCAGGCCUUGGACAAGGAUGAAGGAAUGGUCUACACCUUUCGAGGUCGAAAAAUCUACCGAGCAUUCAAUGACGAGACAGACGAAUCGGAAAUUAUUGCUGCUGAAGAUUACGCUUCUGCAGAAGAGAUCAACGACGCCAAUAGGAAGCCCAUGCGAACAUUGACUAGGAAGUCCAUCAAACCAACCCGCUUGUUCGAGACUGAAGUUCAGAAGAGAGCUCGGGAAUUGGAGAGGGAAGAGGAAGCCGACACUGACAUUGAAGAUUCAUCCAACUGGAACAGCAGCAAGAUCAUAGUCCAGAACGAAGAUCCACACUCUGAGGCCAAACUUCACCGUCCAACCUCAGACGAGAGUGGUGAAGAUCAUCGGACAAGCAGAAGCCACCGUUCUAAGAAAGGAAGCCCUUUUGACACUUGGCCACGGGUACGAGGUAGCUCUGCCAAAGGCAAGAAGCGCGGGGCAUUGGAGAUGGAUGAUGAACUCAUGGGCAGUGCAGGAUUGGGCCGCUCGAAUACGAUUCACGCAUGAUGCGGAUCAAGACAGUCAAGAGAUCAGAAUUCUCAGAGCCAGGUGAUUGUCGACAUUCUCGUGUUGAUCUCACAAGACCGAGUCUUCUAGAUAGUCUAAAAUCCAACGUGAUGAGAGAUGGGAAUGUUGAGGAUGAUGGAUAUUACAGAAAAUGCUCUUGUGCUCAGGCUCAAUAUUGACGAGCAAUCAUGCUCGACUUCUGGACGUGUGUGGUCGGUUGGAAGGUCAAGCAAAUUGAACUACAGCAAUGGUGGAUGACUGACAUUGGAAUACUACCUUGUAGCAUUGCAAUGUGUCUGGCAUUCCAGCACAGCUCUCCAGAUAAAGGCCAGGUAGCUAAUUUGAUCUGUCUUUUCGACAUUGAUACAAGC